This is a messenger RNA of Scleropages formosus (Asian bonytongue), 1830 nucleotides long. Its product is annotated as collagen alpha-1(V) chain-like. Bases 1 to 1830 code for a protein of 609 amino acids. Gene Ontology annotation, cellular component: extracellular matrix. The transcript has 15 exons. The record is from RefSeq and is a predicted model, not a curated record. NCBI's taxonomy places the organism in Eukaryota, Metazoa, Chordata, Actinopteri, Osteoglossiformes, Osteoglossidae.
AUGCCCAGAGAGGUGGUGGAUCUGCUGGAGCAGCUGUCGGCACUGGUGGAGGACACCCGGAACGUAUCGCUGUCCAGAGUAGGCCAGGCGUGUCCUGUCCUACGAAUUGGACAAUACUCCACUUUGCACCUGCCCCUCCGGCAGGCCUUCGGACCCAGGUUCCUGGAUGAGUUCACUGUCCUGCUGCAGCUUCGCAGCCCGCAGGCCGAGGACCGCAGCUUGCUCACCCUGCUGACCUCAGACAGCCACAUCCUGCUCCAACUGCGGCUCGGACUCCACGCCUUCACUCUCGUCACCACCCAGCAGCGCGUCUACGAGUUCCCAGUAGAAGGGCUCUCCGAUGGCCGGUGGCACCGCGUCGCGGUAGGGGUCUCCUUGCGGCAGCUGGCCCUGUACGUGGACUGCGCACUGGUGGAGAAUGUGAACUGGACCUACCCAAGCCUGGAAGUGUCCACUGACGGCCUGAUUAUGAUCGGAGGCAUCGUGGAGGGCUUUGAGACGCCUUUCAAGGGUGAUCUGAGGCAGGCCACAUUCUUGAUGGGUGACCCAGAUGCUGCAGCCAACCACUGCACCCUUCACCAGCCCGCGUGUGGGCCAGCUGCUCCAAAACCCCCCCGCUCCCCAAAGACCUCCCACACUGAGCUCAUGCUGUCCUCAAACGAUCUGGAAGACUUGCCGGAAAGUUCAGACAGUCUCCCCAGUGUUGAGUCUCUCCUGACGGAUCCUGUUUCGCCCCAAGGCGGGAAUCCCCGUGGUGAUGGCACGGCCCCAUUGGGUCCCAGGCGACCGGGAUCUGUAACACGGGGAGACGUCUUCCUGGUGGAGGAGGACACCGACCUUGCAGAAUCUCACCUCCCUUUCAGAUACAGCACUCCGCCACCCGCAAAGCACAUACCAGGCCCCAAACCAGACCCUGCCUCCAAAGACCAGGAUGAAAACAUCACCACAGACAAGAUCAGGGUGGCCAGUGGAGGGCGGAGCCGUGACACAUUUCCAGGGAAACCCUCAGAUGACAUUAUCGACCUCGACUCUGCCUCCCCAUCUGGCCCCCAGAAGAAACCCUCACCUGGUUUCAUCGGGGAAAAGGAGACACCAAAACUCCAUGAGCGCCCUGAUUCGACCCUGCUAAAAGAGGAGGAGCUUCUGCCCUCUACGGUGACUCCGCCCACCCCACGGCCGAGCCCAGACAUGGAGACCAAUAGGGCAGAGCGAGGGCCAGCCAUUCCUACGGUGGACACAGGGAGCAGGCAGACGCCAGCCUGUGACAAGGACCUGGUACGAGGUGCCGACGGCAGGAUGUACCGAGUUCUGAGGGGAUCCCCGGGGCCAGUGGGGCCUCCUGGAAGGACAGGCUGCCCUGGUGCAAGAGGAUACCCUGGGUUUAAAGGCAGCAAGGGGGUGCGGGGACCAGCUGGGCGCGAAGGCUGGAGGGGCGAGCCAGGGCCCCCUGGACCCCCAGGCCUGCCCUACCUCUACCUGUGGAGGAAUUCGGUGGAAGACUGGGCCACCUUCAGGCACACCUCCUUCUUCCAGCUGCUGCAAAUGGGUUGGCCUCGAGAGCAGGGACCUCCUGGACCAGAAGGAGAGAUGGGGAGACCAGGGCUGCCGGGUCCCCCUGGGGAGCCAGGACAGCGAGGACCACCUGGACGCAGGGGAGACAUGGGCGACCCGGGACCUCGCGGCCUGCCGGGGCAGAAGGGGCGCGGCGGGAGAGAUGGGGAGCGCGGCCUGGAUGGUCAACCAGGCCCACCGGGGUUACCUGGGCCUCAGGGUCCCCACGGGUUCAAAGGAGAAUCGGCUCCGAAAGGAGAGAAAGGGGACGAGCUAUGA